Molecule: messenger RNA, 2795 nt
Organism: Ailuropoda melanoleuca (giant panda)
Lineage: Eukaryota; Metazoa; Chordata; Mammalia; Carnivora; Ursidae
Gene: SLCO6A1
Product: solute carrier organic anion transporter family member 6A1
Exons: 13
Coding region: 1-2121 (706 amino acids)
Biological process (GO): sodium-independent organic anion transport; transmembrane transport
Cellular component (GO): basolateral plasma membrane
Molecular function (GO): protein binding
Source: RefSeq, a predicted model, not a curated record
AUGCCAGACGCCCUAGCGGAAGUGGAGCCGAAGGCCGCCCAGCCCCAGCGGGGUAAAAAUACUUUGGCCGUGGAGGCGGAGAAGGGCAAGAAAAAAUCCCGGCUUUUGAGGACGGUUCCUGCUAGCCUGAUCAAGUUCGGGGCUUUCCAAAACCAAAACCGAGAAAAUGUUCAGGCUGGGGCCACACCCCCUGUUACGAAGAAGACAAAAGAAAAUUUGGAGGGGCCCUGCGGCCUGGGCUGUAUAGUUAUUCCCAGCUGUCAGCGUUUGAACAACUUCCAUUGCUUCCUGUUUUUCUACAGCCUCCUGAUCACCUCUCAGGGUAUUGUGUUUGGUCUCGUAGAUCUGAGCAUUGACACCUUUGAGAAGGAAAGUCAUCUGAACAACGUGGAGAAUUUAUUGUUGUCUUUGACUUAUGAUAUUUCAUCUUGCCUGAUUGUGGUGUUUAUAGCAUACUAUGGAGGGAGAGGAAACAUACCAAGAUGGAUUACAUUUUCCUCCUUUUUAGUAGGAUUUGGAUCACUUUUAUUUGCUUUUCCAUAUUUUAGUGGUGGAAAUGAUAGAGCAAGUGUAGACAUUGAAGGUAUCUGUCAAGAAAUGAAGACUAUCAAGGUUUGCAAUAAAGCUGUACCAUCAUUCCAAGCAAAAUAUGUAACUUCCUUCAUCCUGGGGCAGAUUGUGCAGGGAGUAGCAGGAAUGUCUCUUUAUAUCCUUGGAACAGUUUUUAUUGACAACAGUGUUGCCACACACUCAGCUGGUAUUUACCUAGGCAUAAUGGAAGCUUCGGUAGUACUCGGAUAUUCUUUGAGUUAUGUGAUAGCAGCAUCCCUUACUAGGGGCACUGAGAACAGUAUUUUUGCAAUUAGUUUUGAUGACAGUGAUGAACAUCAAAGACAGCUGCGGAAUUGGUGGAUUUAUUUUGGUUUGGUCUCACUUAUUGCAUGGUCUACAUUGAUACCAUUGUCAUGCUUUCCACGCAGUGUACGAGGUACAGCAAAGAUAAAAGCUGAGAAGCGUAAACAUCCUCAUCCAUUUGAUGGAGGGAUUAAAGAUCAGGAAUUUAGACCUAAUAUCAAGGAUUUAUUUGCUACUCUUUGGGUUCUGUUGAAGAAUCCAGUAUUUAUAUGCCUAGCUCUGACAAAAGCUUCAGAAUCUUUAGUUUUUAUUGGAGCUUCUGAAUAUUUGCCUGUAUAUAUAGAAAAUCAGUUUUUAUUAAAAUACUCUACAGCAACUAAAAUUGCAGGAUUUGUUUUACUUCCAGGAGGUGGACUUGGCCAGCUUCUGGGAGGUAUCAUUGUUUCCACGUUACGCCUGUCUUGUAAAGCCCUUAUGAGAUUUGUGAUGGUUACAUCUGUUAUAUCACUUACAUUCUUUGGUUUUGUAAUUUUUGUACACUGUAAUCCAAUACCACUUGCUGGGAUCAAUGAAGAUUAUGCCGGAACAGGGCAGUUGGGAAACCUGACAGCUCCUUGCAAUUCUCACUGUAAAUGCUCAUCUUCAUUUUAUUCUGCUAUCUGUGGAAGAGAUAAUAUUGGAUAUUUUUCUCCUUGCUUUGCGGGCUGUACACAAUCUAAAAAAUUAAAUCAUCAACAGGCAUACUACAAUUGUUCUUGCAUUAAAGAAGGAUUAACAACCUCAGAUGAUCAAGGUGAUUUUAUCGAUGCUAGACCUGGGGCAUGUGAUGCAAAGUGCUAUAAAUUGCCUUUGUUCAUUGCUUUUAUAUUCUCUACGAUAUUAUUUUCUGUUUUUUCUGGUAUACCAUGCACCCUGACCAUCCUUCGGAUUGUAUCAGACAAUCAUCGUUCUUUGGCCCUGGGUUUGACCUAUGUGAUUUUGAGAAUGUUUGGGACUAUACCUGGACCAAUACUUUUUAAAAUGGCAGGAAACACUUCUUGUAUCUUUCGGGGGACUGAAUACUGUGGAAAGACAGGACGCUGUUGGAUCUAUAAUAAGAAGAAAAUGGCCUACUUUAUGGUAGGAAUAUGUUCUGUUUGCAAAGUAUUCACUAUCUUCUUCACUGCUAUUGCAUUUUGCCUAUAUAAAUGUUUAUCAAAGGAAGACAGUGAUAUCCUGAGUAUACCUGUAAAGAAUCUAAAAGUAAAAAAAAAGGGAAAGAACUGAUUUAUAACUGGAUCGUCAAUGCAGAAGAAUUAUACACUGUCAGUCCAUCAAUGGAAUGCUAUAUUAAUAAAAUUUGAAAUAAUUACAAUAUAGUUACAUGUUUAAUAAAUGAAUAUGAUUCAUGUGACCCCAUAAGUUUUAUCAUAAUUUGAGUGCCAAUAUAAUAAUAUAGUCUCUGUUUUAGAUUCUUAAGAGAUCUUGUAAAAUACACAUUUAAUACUUUCAAUAGAGAAUACUUUGAAGAAAAAGGUGGAGCAGAAGUGGGAAAAUACAUGUAAGUUAAUUCUGACUAUGAUAUCUUAUGUAUUAGUUAUUAGCUUUUGGUUAUGUAGGACUACUUAGGUUCAUAUAGUUUAGUCUUACUACUUUUCCUUUGGGCUGUGGAUAUUUGUUUCUCAAUAGUUUCUCAAAAUAACAUUAGAUUUGUCAAUCCAGUUCAUAUAAUAAAAAUUUAAAUUAAUGUCAUAUUUAUUCUCCAAAAGCAGCUAGUUUUAAACCUUUUAAAAAUUAUCAUUUUAUCUUUUAUUUCACCACAGAGAGGUUUCUUUUAGAAACUUUCUCUGGUCAGUUGGCCAAUUUGCAAUACACAUUUUUAUGCUCCUUUAAUUUUUUAGACACAAAAUUCAGUAUGAUCGUAUAUUUUUACUUUGACCUUAAUUUUAUUGAUAAAAGAC